AUGACUGUGUUGGACGCGUAUCGAACAUUCAAUGAACAACAUCCUGGACUUGUUGCGCGAUCAACUUUCAAUGCCCUUCGACCACGAGAAGCUUGGAACAACCAUUAUCAAAAAUGUGCUGGUAUAGGUGCUUUAUCAGCAACCAAUAAGAUUAAUAUGAAAGAUCUAAUUAAUCAAAUGGUGUGCCCAGGCUCUAAUGAAAAGUGCUUCAGUGGUAAAUGCAAUAAUUGUUCAUCGAAGAACGAUUCGUUUGUGGUGGCGCAGAUAGAUUUCUCAAUGAAUUACACAUUGAUACGUCUUGAGGGUGAAGUUCAACAAGGAUUCUUUAGUCAGCACCAAGUCAGCUUAUUUACAAUCCAUCUUACCAUUGGAGAUGAACACACAAAUUUAGCAAUUAUAAGCAAAUAUAUGGAACAUACAACAGCAUUCGUGCACUGUGCACAAAAAAUUCUCGUUGAAUUUAUUAAGGAAAACUUUCCAUUGGUAAAAAAGAUCAAUUAUGUGAGGUAA
Adineta ricciae is the source of this 510-nucleotide messenger RNA. The record is from the annotation of a GenBank genome assembly. NCBI's taxonomy places the organism in Eukaryota, Metazoa, Rotifera, Eurotatoria, Adinetida, Adinetidae.